Messenger RNA from Notolabrus celidotus (New Zealand spotty), 1825 nucleotides. RefSeq lists its product as uncharacterized. Gene Ontology annotation, molecular function: ubiquitin-protein transferase activity. NCBI's taxonomy places the organism in Eukaryota, Metazoa, Chordata, Actinopteri, Labriformes, Labridae. The record is from RefSeq and is a predicted model, not a curated record. The transcript has 10 exons. Bases 483 to 1703 code for a protein of 406 amino acids.
AUUCCCUUUUCACAAAGUGAAUCUCCUGUUCACCCGCUCAGCAUUUCUCCUAGUCAACGGACAAAACUGAAGAGCAAAAAAAAAAAAAAGAAAAAAAAAAAAAGGGGGAUACAGAAAAGCAAGAUUCUCUUGUUUUCAGCCAUGCUAUUGAUUUUGUUCUAAUGAUGGUGCUGUGUGUGGAGCCAGUCAAUCUGUUGGUCAACACUGAUCCACUCAGAAAUACUCCUCCUGGACAGAUUUUGGAGUAGAGCCAUACAGAGUGUAGUGUAGCUCAAUGUUUAACGUUUAAAGUAAACUGCUCUGCUGGUAUUUAUAAUCUCCUGUCACCCUCUCUCACUCAGCCAGAAUACCUGUCCUGACAAGUUAAACCAGCUCACAGUGGGAGUUUAACUUCACGCCCAUCCCCAAUAACACAGCAAACAGGAGCCACUGAGGAGAAGCUGUCACAGAGCCACACAGAUUUUUGUUACAGACUGUCCUCUAUGAUCAGCUCAAUGCCUAAAGGAAUGAAAGAAACUGAAGACAUUUCCACAAGUUCAUCAGGCAAGUGGAAAACAGUUUCAACUCCAAAAGAAGCUCGUUGGCUGUUUUCAAAAUGCCUCCUUCAUAGCAACAGAGAUUCCAACACUCUGUUUCUGAGUAUUGACAUCAGACGCGACAGGGAGGAGCAGGACCGAGCUCUGGUCGCAUUCUACAAGAAAGAAAAUGUUUGGUGGACGGCACCUCUUCACUGCACACUUCGCGGUGAUGUUGCGACAGGAAGCGGGGUCGACCGCCAUGUGAUGUCCACAGUGAUUUUCAGGCUUAUGAGUGGAUUCUAUUUAAACUCAGGAAAUAUUGCCGUUUCCAAAAUCUUCGAAGGUGAACCUGAUCACCUCAUCCCCUCAGUUUCAGAUGAACUACUGGACAAUAAUAUGUUUGCUGUCGCAGGCCGGAUGAUUGGUCAUUCCUUCUUGCACUGUGGUCCAAGUUUCCCGGGACUUAGCCCCGCCAUUAUCCACAUUCUUUUUGGAGGCUCUUUAGGAACUGCUCCUUUGACAAUACAAGACUGCCCUGACCUCGACAUCCGGGACGCUAUAAUAAAGCUUAAAGGAGAUGAAGAUUUAGAGGAACUUGACCCCAUCCAUCAGCUCUUCCCGCCAUUGGACCUGCCAGCACCAAAUGCCACAAACAGGAAAUGGCUGUCUGAAAAGAUCCUCUUGCAUGCUGUUAUCGAGCGAACAAGGCGUCAAAUCAAUCAGUUCCGACAAGGCUUGGAAGAGACGGGGCUCUGGCCACUUCUCAUUCACAGAAAAGACGUAAUCCCAAUCCUGUUUCCCAGAGAUUCAGAGGCUGAAGUCACUCCUCAGAUCGUCUUGGAUUGCAUCCUAUGGCCAUCGUCUAUAACAGUCUUCUUCGAGAGCUACAAAGACAAAGACGAAGAUGAGUCUGAAGUCAUGGAUGUACAGCGGAUAUCUGGCUACCUGAAAACAUUUAUUGAAAAUGCGUCUCCUGCUGAGCUAAAGAGCCUCAUAAAGUUCUGGAUAGGAUGGGAGGUACCCGCCACAAAGAUGAAAGUGGAAAUAGUGGAGGCCACAUUUCCGACUGCUGCGACGUGUUUUGAGAAGCUGAGGCUGCCGAGGCAUUACACGGCAUACAAAGCAUUUCAUCUAGAUCUGUGUGCAUGUAUAUCUACCAGCUACAGCGGCUUUGGACGUGCCUAAGGAUGAAUAGUUUGUAACUGAAAGGCAUGUCAGUUGUCUCUAACUUGUUCAGUCUAUAUGUUGGUAGAAUGAAUAGAUUUUUUGUGAGACUGUAUGUAAAAAUAAAUUUAUAUUUGCUAAAA